This is a messenger RNA of Symsagittifera roscoffensis, 594 nucleotides long. Its product is annotated as transmembrane protease serine 9-like. The record is from RefSeq and is a predicted model, not a curated record. The transcript has 4 exons. Gene Ontology annotation, molecular function: serine-type endopeptidase activity. NCBI's taxonomy places the organism in Eukaryota, Metazoa, Xenacoelomorpha, Acoela, Convolutidae. Gene Ontology annotation, biological process: proteolysis. The coding region runs from base 26 to 499 and encodes 157 amino acids.
GGUGUUUGCAGUAGGGUGGGGACGGAUGUGUGACAAACCGGGCCAGUGCAAACAGCAAAACAAACAGCCGCAGAUCUUGCAGAAUACUGCUAUCGAAGUUGCGUCUGGAAGCAAGUGCAGAUAUGGACGCUUUCUGUUCUGUGCAGGGGGAGCAGAUGCACAGGGGAUGCCUCAUGAUGCUUGUAUGGGCGACUCAGGGGGACCACUCGAGUGCAAAGACAAAUUAGGAAAGAUCUUUGCGUGCGGAGUGGUAUCAAAGGGUCCGUCGAAGUGUGGAUUCGAACCAGGGGGCUAUGUCAAAUUGGCCAGACAAGCGAUCAUCUUGUGGCUAAUCAAUCAAGGUCAAGCCAGCACAGCUGGAAGAAUCGAAACUAAUGUCAGAGGAAACAUUGAGGAGAGAAAAGAAUCAGGAACCUCACUAAAUUCCGCCACAGGAAGGAUGUUUAUUCUUAUUGUGUUAUUAAUCUUCAUUAAAGAAGAUUUUAGCAUACGUUCUUAAUAUUUAUCAACACAAUUUUAAAAACUGAAUGAUGUUAUUAGUGUGAUUUAAUUACGCGCGCAAAAACUAAUGAAAUUUAAAAAAACUGACAAUUA